This is a messenger RNA of Raphanus sativus (radish), 1239 nucleotides long. RefSeq names its product tRNase Z TRZ2, chloroplastic. The transcript is spliced from 8 exons. The coding region runs from base 83 to 1150 and encodes 355 amino acids. The record is from RefSeq and is a predicted model, not a curated record. NCBI's taxonomy places the organism in Eukaryota, Viridiplantae, Streptophyta, Magnoliopsida, Brassicales, Brassicaceae.
CUCAUCACUAGUCUUCAGUGCAAACGAGAGAGAAACCCAAAAACCUCUGCAAAAACCUUUUUCUAUCCAUCCGGAAAAAAGGAUGCAGCUUUCGGUUCCAAUUUCACCUUCCAACUUCUUCCCUUUCCCCAAUCGACACGUCCCUCCCCCGAUUCACCUCCUCCCCGCGCCGCAGCACACGCAUCAUCACCACCGCGCCGGUUUCUCGACUCCACCCGUCAGAGUCUCCGGCUACUUCUCCUCCAUAAGCCGAGCGAUCGAGGAGGAGGAAGAGUACCGCAAGGCGCGCGCCGCCGUUAACCGCAAAGGCGUCGAGCUGGACGGUUACGCCGUGGAGGGAAUCUCCGUGGGAGGCCAAGAGACCUGCGUCAUCGUCCCUGAGCUCAAAUGCGUCUUCGAUAUCGGGAGGUGUCCUUCGCGCGCCAUCCAGCAGAAGUUCCUUUUCAUCACUCACGCUCAUCUCGAUCACAUCGGAGGUCUACCGAUGUAUGUAGCGAGCCGUGGGUUAUACAAUCUAGAGCCACCUAAAAUAUUCGUGCCACCGUCCAUUAAAGAAGAUGUUGAGAAACUCCUUGACAUUCACAGGUCUAUGGGUCAAGUUGACCUCAACGUUGAACUCAUUCCACUCCACGUUGGUGAAACAUAUGAGUUACGGAAUGACAUUGUCGUUAGACCUUUUGCAACUAACCACGUCAUACCAAGCCAGGGUUAUGUUAUCUACUCGGUCAGGAACAAGUUGAAGAAGCAGUAUGGUCACCUUAAAGGCAAACAAAUCGAAAAGAUUAAAAAAUCUGGCGAACAGAUUACAGACAUGAUAUUAUCCCCUGAGAUAGCUUUCACUGGAGAUACAACUGCUGAGUAUAUGCUUGACCCUCGUAACGCUGAUGCUUUGAGGGCUAAAGUUCUUAUAACCGAGGCUACCUUCUUGGAUGAAAGUUUUAGUAAUGAGCAUGCGCAGUCACUCGGUCACACUCAUAUAUCUCAGAUAAUUGAGAAUGCAAAAUGGAUCCGGAGCAAAACUGUGUUGCUAACGCAUUUCUCAUCACGUUACAAUAUAGAGGAAAUUCGCGAAGCUGUGCUCAAGUUGCAAUCAAAAGUGUCCGCAAAAGUCGUUCCUCUUACAGAAGGAUUCAGGUCAAGGUAUUCUUGAAAGAGUGCAAGCUAUUAGUGUGAUUCAAAACCAUCUUUAUCAACUAAUGUAAGUUAACAAGGAGAAAUGGAAAGAAAUAUAUUCAUUGA